GUCAUGUGGAUCGAUGCCGUGUGUAUUAAUCAGUCCGAUAUUGAAGAGAUGAAUCACCAAGUCGGGCAAAUGUCCCAGAUAUACUCAGCCGCAGAGAAGGUCGUUAUUUGGCUUGGACCAGAGACUAACACUACUGAAGACGCGGUAGCAUUCAUGACAUAUGUGGUUCAGCAUGGAGAAAGCGACGACGCUGCAUUUGCCAUGGCGGAUUGGAUCAGACGAAAAUUCGAAGAUGCGAGUCAAGCAUUCGUAUUUGAAGCGCUCAAGAAUCUGUUUCUCCGCCCGUGGUUUAAACGAGCGUGGAUUGUCCAAGAAGUUGUCCUUGCUAAGACCGUCACCGUGAAUUGUGGAAGCUUUUGUUUUGAUUGGAAGAUCAUCGAACGCUUUUCCAAUAUCUUCAUGCAUGCUGCAGGACAAUUAGGAGAUGCGAAUCAAUUGGAGAAAUCCAAGUUCGCCAUUUCAUGCAUACUCAAUAUGUCUCCACUCAUCCACGCAUUUCGAUCCUGCGACGUUUUACAAGCGUUGAAGAAUGAGUUGGCGGAUUCUGGUCCGCCGCCACUGGCUACAAUUCUUAGGAAAAUGAGGAGGCAGAAUGCAAGUAACCCAAGAGAUAAGGUUUAUGCCGCGCUUGGCAUAGGACCAGCGUCCGAGAGGGAGCAUCCAGCAUUGCAACCGGACUAUGGAUUAUCCAUGGCAAGGCUGUUUCCCUUGGCAAAUGGAAACUAUGCAGGGCCGGAGGUGCACAAAGAGCACGCCCCUGAACCACUUUAUAAAGCUGGAGGAACAGUAUCACCUACACCAUACACCUUCUCCUCUGAUUUGAGGACCAUAGGUAUGGGAGGGUACUGUUUCGACGAGAUCGUCGACGUGGGUGCAUUAGCUUCGGAGUCCCAAGAAAUGUUGCCGGUUCCGGGAGCAAUGAAUUCAUGGCGAGGAUAUCUUGUCGGCAAGGAGUUCAAGGAAUACAUAUCUGGGGGCUCCUUAGUUGAAGCUUUCUGGAGAACAGUUUUGUGUGAUAUCUGGCCAAGUAGAGAGAGGAAGCUCCAGCGGAUCGGGGACAAACUAUCGGACAUUGAUUCAUUUCCUCCAGAGACUCCGGAAGAGGAGAAAGUUCUUAUGGUGUGGGCAAGGAUGAAAAUUGGAAGUUGGCUCAGAUGGAGGAGACUAAUCGUCACCAAGAAGGGGUACAUCGGGAUGGGCCCAACCGGAGUGAGAAUAGGAGACACAGUUGCGGUUUUGGAGGGAGGCGUAACACCAUUUAUAUUGAGGAAGUACGGUUAUAUGUAUAGGCUUGUAGGGGAGAGUUAUGUUCAUGGAAUUAUGGAUGGAGAGGUUCUAGAAAUGGCCGAAAGAGGCGAGUGCACGCUUGAGGGGGUUUUCCUUGCUUGAGGCUGUAAUACGAGUUUGGAAAUGGGACUCUAAGAAGGGAGAACUUGAAAGGAACGAGGUAGUGGGACAAAUAGACUGAAAACCAU
Molecule: messenger RNA, 1475 nt
Organism: Hyaloscypha bicolor E
Lineage: Eukaryota; Fungi; Ascomycota; Leotiomycetes; Helotiales; Hyaloscyphaceae
Product: HET-domain-containing protein
Exons: 3
Coding region: 4-1389 (461 amino acids)
Source: RefSeq, a predicted model, not a curated record